Thamnophis sirtalis is the source of this 1382-nucleotide messenger RNA. The record is from RefSeq and is a predicted model, not a curated record. Lineage: Eukaryota; Metazoa; Chordata; Lepidosauria; Squamata; Natricidae.
CAAAGGAGCCGAUAUAUCAGGCUGGAGUAACUGAAGAGUUGAAUCACCGAGAGGCAGAAGACCUUGCAAAUAGAAAAGGACGCCUAUUGUUCCUCCGCUCCAACGGAUGGACCCGGCGAUCAGCGUCCAGGGAGACGGAUUCCCACAAUAAGGAAGGUCAAACCUUCCCUUGUUCUGCUUUGCAACCAGAACUUUAUUCUCCCCGCCGUAGAAGCUGGGCUUCUAUGUUUUGCUAUGUUUAUUUGGCAUCGUGUCCUUAUUUCCAGGGAUGAACCGGGCUGGUGGAUUCUUGAUUUAAAAGGAAACAUCAAGGAGAAAUAGUAAAAAAUGCAAGCUUGAAGCUGGAAGAAAGAACCUCAAGGGGAAAAAGAAAAAGAGAGGGCAAAAGGAGGAUACGAGCAACAUUUUGCAAUUUAACAGGAUAAUCGGUUGGCCAUACGAUAUUUUGCAGAGCCAAAAAAACAAAACUUUGGAAAACAAAGCUUGCUUUUCGAUAAUAAAAUAAAUCCGUCCCUUCUGAAAUAAGGACAAUGAAGGCAGCGGUGUGCUGGCUGCUAAUGGCCGCCGUGGGAAUCAACGCUCAGAAGCCCGAAGGUGUCGAAACCCGCGUGGCAGGAGGGACGCGAGAAUUCGUUUACGGACACCGAUACAGGCGCUCCAGCGAGGCGCAGGAGAAAUGCACCUACACAUUCAUUGUCCCACAGCAAAAGGUAACUGGGGCCAUUUGCGUGAACUCCAAGGAACCGGACGCCAUCCUCCUAGAGAACAGGGUCAACAAGCAAGAGGUGGACCUUCUCAACCACGAGCUCCUGAAGCAGAAGAGGCAGAUAGAGACCCUGCAGCAGCUGGUGGAGGUGGACGGCGGCAUCGUCAGCGAGGUCAAGCUGCUGCGGAAAGAGAGCCGCAACAUGAAUUCCCGCGUCACCCAGCUAUACAUGCAGCUGCUGCACGAGAUCAUCCGGAAGCGGGACAACGCACUGGAGCUCUCCCAGCUGGAGAACAGGAUCUUGAACCAGACAGCCGAUAUGCUGCAGCUGGCUAAUAAGUAUAAGGACCUGGAGCACAAGUACCAAACCCUGGUCACCAUCGCCAAUAAUCAAUCGACGGUGAUCGCCCAGCUGGAAGAGCACUGCCAAAGAACGCCGGGCCUCAAGACGGUCCUCCAGCCGCAGCAGCCGCCGAAUCGCGUCUACCAGCCGCCCACGUACAACCGCAUCACCAACCAAAUAUCCACCAACGAAAUACAGAGCGACCAGAAUUUGAAGGCUCUGCCGCCAAGCCUCCCGACUAUGCCACCCGUCACCAGCGUCCCGACUUCGACCGACAAGCCGUCAGAUGACCAGAAGAAUGCUGUGGCCAUACCAAGCCAACAUCAGUCUUAG